AUGAGAAAAAGAAAAAAAGAUAUGGCACCACCAGCUUAUGCUGAUUUAGGAAAACAAGCUCGGGAUGUUUUUGGCAAGGGUUAUCAUUUUGGUUUAUUGAAAUUAGACGUGAAAACCAAGACUGAAUCUGGGGUGGAAUUUUCAUCGGGUUGUGUAUCACAUCAAGACAAGGGUUCAGUUUUUGGAAACCUUGAAACAAAAUAUAGAAUGCCAGAUUAUGGUUUUACCAUAUCUGAAAAAUGGAACACUGACAAUGUACUCGUAACCGAAGCUGUACUACAAGAUCAAAUAGCGAAAGGCUUAAAAUUAUCUGCUGAUUGCAUGAUUGCACCGCAAACUGGUAGUAAAAGUGGUCAUUUAAAAGCGGCAUUUUUGCAUGAAAUCUGUGCAUUAAACGGUGAGCUCGAACUCAGUUCGGAAGGUCAAAAUCUCACAGCAGCAGCUGUCCUUGGGUAUCAAGGUAUAGUAGGGGGAUAUCAAGCCAAGUUUGAUAUAAACGAUUCCAAAAUGAUUGCAAACAAUUUUGCUCUCGGGUUUUUACAUUCUGACUUUGUCUUACACACUGCUGUUAACAAUGGAGAAUUAUACAGCGGAUCUGUUUUUCACAAGGUCACAGAUGUAUUAGAAGCAGCUGUCGAUUUAACAUGGUCCUCGGAUAGCAAUGAAACUCGUUUUGGAAUUGGAUGCAAAUAUGCAUUAGAUGGUAAUGCAUCUGUCAGAGCAAAAGUUAACAAUGCCAGUCAAAUAGGAUUGGGUUAUCAACAGAAAUUGAGAGAUGGAAUCACUAUAACAUUAUCAACUCUUAUCGAUGCUAAAAAUUUCAAUCAAGGUGGACAUAAAUAUGGAAUCGGUUUAGAAAUGGAAGCCUAA
Molecule: messenger RNA, 870 nt
Organism: Pediculus humanus corporis (human body louse)
Lineage: Eukaryota; Metazoa; Arthropoda; Insecta; Psocodea; Pediculidae
Product: mitochondrial outer membrane porin channel
Exons: 2
Coding region: 1-870 (289 amino acids)
Biological process (GO): monoatomic anion transmembrane transport
Cellular component (GO): mitochondrial outer membrane
Molecular function (GO): voltage-gated monoatomic anion channel activity
Source: RefSeq, a predicted model, not a curated record